UCCACAUCCUGUACAUACCGAACCCAGGAAGCGGUGACAGACCUGCUCGGUGUGGGUCGGCUGCUGUAAAACAAGAAUAUUUUCACUCAAAACACAUUUUUAUUAUGUCUGCUAGAAACCCAGGCACCACGCUCGACCUGGAGUGGGUCUCCAAAGUGAGAGUGAACACACAAGCUGUGCUAAGGAGAGCUCAGCACAUCCAAGGACAGAAGACCCCUAAGAAACAGUGGCAGGCUGCCUGGUUGCUGAAGGCUGUCACGUGUAUCGACCUGACUACUCUGGCAGGAGAUGAUACACCAUGCAACGUUCAUCGGCUGUGCAUGAAAGCCAUACAGCCUGUCCGGCAUGACUUGCUAAAGAAGAUGGAUAUGCACGAUAAAGGAUUGACAACCGCUGCAGUGUGCGUGUAUCUGUCACGUGUUGCGGACGCUGUCAAAUCACUAAAAGCUGCAAACUCCAAUCUGCCAGUGGCGUCAGUGGCCACUGGUUUCCCAGCUGGUCAGACGCCACUGGAGACCCGCCUGCAGGAAGUCCGCAUGGCUGUUGCAGAUGGCGCAACCGAAAUCGACAUUGUCAUCAACAGGACUCUCGCCCUUACAGGACAGUGGGAAGCCAUGUAUGAUGAGAUCCGUCAGUUUCGAGAGGCCUCUGGCGACGCCCACAUGAAGACCAUCCUGGCGAUCGGAGAACUGGGCACCUUCACCAACGUCUACAAGGCCAGUCUGGUUUCCAUGAUGGCCGGCUCCGACUUCAUCAAGACAUCCACAGGAAAGGAAUCUGUUAAUGCCACCUACCCCGUCGCCAUAGUGAUGGUGAGGGCCAUACGCGACUACUUCCUGUGUACGGGCCACAAGGUGGGCUUCAAACCUGCGGGGGGCAUCCGCACAGCCAAGGAGUCUUUGGUGUGGCUUAUGCUAAUCAAAGAGGAGCUGGGCAAUGAUUGGCUCUCUCCUCACCUGUUUCGCUUGGGAGCCAGCAGUCUACUGGCUGAUAUUGAGAGACAGAUUUAUCAUCAUGUGACCGGACAGUAUGCGGCCUACUACGAGCUUCCAAUGGCUUGAGGCUCUGGAGAUGUUCCAAAAGACCCAUAAGCACCUGAAGCUCACCAUACAAGCCUCUAUCUCAUUCAAGUAGCACACUUCUAUGAAAACUAGUUCUAUGAAAACCUUGAAUCAGUGUCAAGGACAGGAAGAAACAGUACUUUCUUUACUGUAAAGCUCCUCUGAUGGAGCUCUUAGAAAGUAAAAUGACCUAACAUGAAGCAGCACUAGGACCUCAUUUCAAAACAAUGAUUCCCAUAUAACUGUUAACUGCAGAGUCAAUUUCUUUAAAUAACAUUCCUAAUUUUCAAGCAUAAAGAGAAGUUACGACAGUAUAUUGAAGCUAAAAUAAAAUACAAUUGAAGUAAAAGUGUCACUGUCAUGCUGCUAUUCUUUGUUUGCAGCCCAUUUGAUGUUAGCAUCUACUAGGUAAAUUAAUAUUGAAAAUAUUUAAAACAGAAAAAUAUAAAUGUGCACAAAUGUAGGAAUACCAUCUCAACAAAUGUAGUAAACGUGUAAGCCACGGUUACUUUCAGUUUUGAUUUAUGUUGACGACUGUUUAUGUCGACACUUAUUUUCCCCAUUGUAACGCUGCUUGAGCACUUCAAUCACAUCUGUUUCAAACUUUCCUGCACGAUUCUCCGGGCGCUCGUCAGUCUCCGACAUGCCCCUGCAGUGUGCGCUGAAUCCGUGAAUGAGGCUUCUUGUUCUUAAUUUCAUUAGCAGGACGCUGAGCCAACUGAGAGGAUUCAUGAGGGGUUAAGUGAGUUUAAAAGAUCUGAUUGAACAGCUCACAAAAUUGAGGAAUCAUUUGAAGACAAAAACUUUCUUCUCCCUUUUCUUUUUUAAUUAAGAUAUCACAAGGCUUGACCUUGACUGAAAGUGAGUAUAAAUGAGUGAAUUAAUUAUGGAGGGGAGGGGUGAUGGGAGCUUUUUGCGAGAGAAAUGCAGGAUUUGAUGGAAAAACACAAGGGAACAGUUUGAAUGCUGCAGAAGGAGGGAAAGGGCUGGGAAUGAGGCCAUGCUGCAUUCAGGGAUGGUGGUUAGUUUGGCUUGAUCACAAGGCAACGCGUAUUACAUUUCUCUGUUGAUAUUGUUUACAGCUACAGUACUUGCAAAUUUCAGUAUUUCCUAAUAGAAGUAGUGGCAGUAACCGAGGGUAACCUGGGUAAGCCACAAAGCACUACACCUCGAAUUGAUGCAUGAUUUAUUUUUAACUAAAUACACAUAUUACCGGUAUACAGUAUAUUAUAUUAUUUUAAGUACAUGCUCAUACAAUAUUUUUUAAAAUAUGAAAAAUCUUUUUCAUUCUAAAAAAUGCAUUUGGUAUGUACAUUGUUUUCAAGAUCAUAGUUUGUUGUGGGUAAAGUAAGGGAACAAAAUGCAAAACAAAACAGCUUAGUUUUGUAAAAAAUACUACAAAUAAAAACUAAUAUUGAUACUAUGUAUACAAAAAUGUGACUUUUUUUUUUAAGUGCUUAGAUUUUUUAUAAAGAUUUCCUUAUGUAAAAAAUGAAAAACCUGAAAGGUAAUUCUCAAAUGAAAACAAAAAAACCCUACCUAUAUCAUGUAGGAAAAUGUAAAGGAUGUGGAGGGCUACUUUGAUACUUUUUUUGUAUUGCGGAUACUAACACCAAAAAAACAGUCCAAUGUCGGUCGAUAUGUGCUAAGCUAUAUAAAAACAUCUUUGUUUUAUGUUAUAGUGUAAUAUCUAAUAAUAUACAUAUAUCAUGACUAAUUCAUUUCAUUUCUAGAAUAGGCUAGUUUCGCUGGCUAGCAUGCUGUGCCUAAAGCCGUGGCCGUCCCUGCAGUGAUCCCAUAGCCUGUGCAUUAGCAUUGUGGUUUAAACAAAGAAUAAUAGGAGUGUAAAUGAUACUAUAGGGGUGUUAUUUCAUGUCUACAGGGCUCUAAUAAUGGUUAAAAAACAUAUUUAAAAAGUCAUAAACUGGUUUUCUAUGCUCUAACAAAGUAGACUAAGUCCCCAAUUUACGAACACAAUUGGUUCCAGACGACCGUUCGCAAGUCGAAUUGUUCUUAAGUAGGGGAAAAGGUAAUGUUACCAAUGAUAUAGGUACUACAUGUACAUGUAUACAUAUACAGUAUAUGUGUAUGUAUGUAAAUAUGAGUUUGGAUGCAGUAGUAAUAUUAAAUGAGGAUAAUUUAAUGAAAAAAACAAUAAUAAAAAUGAUAUAAUAAUACGUAAUGAUAAAUGUUAUUUACCUUUGAAGAGGAGUGGUCAAGCAUACGUCGUUGGUGGUAGUGGUGGAGGAGGAGUUAUUGAAAAAAAGGACAAAUCGUCGUCGUCGUCAGACUCUUCUAAAAGAGGUAGUGUUCUGUGGGUGGUGUAGAAUUAAACAGGCCUAUUAACUCUUCAUAAACUUUAAUCACACGCUCUGUCCGGGUUGUAUCAUACAGCUCUUAGCGUUCCACUCUCCUCUUCCUCGUCUUUCUUUCCUGUUGGUCCCAUUAGCGGUGUCACAGAGCCCUCUACUGGUCAAGCAUGUAGCAGUAUAAAUACUGUUGGAGCGACUACAAGGCAAAAUAAAAUAAAAUAUAGACCAGUCGGCUUGUGUUCGUAUCCGCGAAUGUUCACAAGUCGAAUUCAUAUCUGAUACCUAUGAACAUGUGUCAUGAUGGAAAUAAAUGAUGCAAACUUUUAAAUAGUUUUUCCUUCUAGUUUUUUCCCCCUCCUGCAAAUAUAUAUAUAUAUAUAUAUAUAUAUAUAUAAACCUCCAAACCUUUGUGUGAGGUGUGGACUCUUGCAGCCAUGAUUGAGUGAGCCUCCAUGGCCCGGCUCUUGAUGGAUUAGUCCCACUUACAUAAAGGCAUGUAGAUCAUCUCAAAUCUGAACCAUUGGUCAGCACACUGCCACUUGAUAAGAAGGAGGCGUGGUGGCUGGAACUUGCUUGAUUGAUUUCCUGGGCCAUCUACUCAGAUCCCUAUCACACGCACGCACACACACACACACACACACACACACAACACAGUGAUGCACAUACAAUAGCAGUCACAUUGUUUCAGUUCAUUUGGUUCAAUUCAAUAGAUUUGUUGACCGUCUCAUGGUAUUUCUCAAGCACGGGUGUCCAAAGUGCAGCCUGGGGGCCAGUUUUUGUAAACAUCACAACAACGAUUAACAACACAUAAUGUUGAGGGCCACACAGAAAAGAAAGUAUGUUUGUAUGUUUCUAAAAUGUUUGAAGCUCUUAAUAUUUUUCUUCAAAUUAUUGUUGUUAUCCAUGAAUUUGCAAAUUAACAAUUUAAAAAAAUACCCCCCAAAUAAAAAUUAUUAUUAUUAUUAUUAUGUGCAUAUUUAAAUAUGUACCAAAACUUUAUAAAAAGUCAUGCACUACAAAAAAAGGGCUGACCAAAUGUAAGAUAAAAAGGAAUAGAUUUAAGGAAAAGAAAUACUUAAAACCCGUGAAAUUAUCUGUCUAUGCAAAAAGUAAAUUUUACUUGAUAAGAAAUUUAUAUCUAGAAAUAAGCAGGACCAAAAUCCUAGAUUUAAGAUUUUUAUAUGUAGAAAUAAUUGUUUUUGUAAUAAAAUACUUAUUAUUAAACUUAAUACAACCAAUGAAAUAUUCCAAAAAUAAUACUGUUUUAAAGUGAAAAUUAGUGUAAAGUGAAUAAGCUUCAUCCUGAAACUAGCUGAUAGAUCAUUAAAUAAACCUAAAUGAAUCUUAAAUGUCGGCCAAAACGUCUCUGAACAUUCCAGAAUGCCUUUAAUUUGCCAAACCCUAUCAACUUCUCGUUAGUGAUGAUCGUUGACUGCGGCUGGUCGUGUCUCCUGGCCAGCAGAAAAUAAUUAGCUAGCCAACACUUACUGGAUGGACCAAUACUCACAGUGAAGAUCGAAGGGAAAAAAAAAGAAUGGUGGCUUCUUUCGCUUCUGACCAUCUCUAUAGAUCAGGAGUGUCCAAAGUGUGGCCCGGGGGCCAUUCAUAUUUUAAUUACUAAACUAUAGAAUGAAUUAUUAAUAAGACAAAUGACACUAAUGCUACGUUCCUAUUUCGACCCGGAUCAGAUUUUUUUGGAAAAGUUUGAUGAGCGCUGUGUGUUAUUUUCCAUUGUGCUGGUGGUGUUUGCAUUGCGCCCGCCCCCACCCAUUCAGGGGGUUCAGCGUGGUUUGGAUGAACACCCGGCAGCGCGGCAGCGAUCAAGUCCCCGACACCUGACAAAUUGUCUUGCUCAGAUUGAUUGUCUUCCCGUUGUUUAAUUCAUCAGUGUGUUUCUUUGGCCCUCAGCGGCGGUGAAAAACGACACCUUCCGAGGCGCCAGCACCCCACACGUAGUUUAUGAUGAAGAAAAAAUGGCCAAAGCGGGGGAGACGGUGUCAAAAUAGGCCCCACUAUCCAUUACGAACCGCACUUUGGAUUUGUCAUGCUGUUUGCUGCUGCUGAAGAAUGAAUGCAUAUGUUUUUUUAAAAAAAAAAUCUUUCUUUGACUGCUAUUUGACUUCACAGUAAUCACCUCUCAAGUUGAGUAGCCUCGUAUUAUUUACGUGUACAUACGUCAGAAAUGUGUAGUGUAAAAUGCCGCAUGACAAAACUGCAAUUUUAAGUUAUUUAAUCAUGAUUGAUCAGAGAGAGACAAAACAGGAUAGCUCAGAAGUGUCCAAACGUUUCCGAAGAGAGCCAUGUUCACUUACCUUAUUUAAUUUUUUAAAUGUUUUUUUAAAAACGGUUAAUGUUUUACUCCUAUUAUGUACAGUAUUAAUGCUGAAUUAUAUUUGUAUUAUAUUUGAAAUGUCCAUCCAUCCAUUUUCUAUACCGCUUCUUCCUCAUUAGGGUCGCGGGGGCAUGCUGGAGCCUAUCCCAGCUGACUUCGGGCGACAGGCGGGGUACACCCUGGACUGGUCGCCAGCCAAUCGCAGGGCACAUAUAGACAAACAACCAUUCACACCUAUGGACAAUUUAGAGUCGCCAAUUAACCUCACCUGCAUGUUUUUGGAAUGUGGGAGGAAGCCGGAGUACCCGGAGAAAACCGGGAGAACAUGCAAACUCCACACAGAAAUGCCCAGGGCAGAAUUCAACCCAGGUCUUCCCGAUCUCCAAGCUGUUACUGUGUUGGCCAACGUGCUAACCACUAGACCACCGUGCGGCCCUAUUUGAAAUGUUUCCUAGAAAAAUACUAGAAAUGUUUAUUAAUGUGCAUUGUCCUUGUGAUUCAAAACCCAUCCGUCCAUCCAUCCAUCUUCUUCCGCUUAUCCGAGAUCGGGUCGCGGGGCAGCAGCCUAAAGGGGGAAGCCCAUACUUCCCUCUCCCCAGCUACUUCGUCCAGCUCCUCCCGGCGGAUCCCAAGGCGUUCCUGACCAGAUGCUCGAGCCACCUCAUCUGGCUCCUCUCAGUGCGGAGGAGCAGUGAUACUACUCUGAGCUUCUGCCAGAUGACAGUGCUUCUCACUACGGAGAAAACUCAUUUCGGCCGCUUGUACCCUUGAUCUUGUCAUUUCGGUCACUACUCAAGCUUGUGAUCAUGGGUGAGUGUAGGAACGUAGAGCCACCGGAAAAUUGAGAGCUUUGCCUUUCGAUGCAGACGUUGCACCAAUAUGCCUGUCGAACUCACGCUCCAUCCUUCCCUCACUCGUGAACAAGACCCCGAGGUACUUAAACUCCUCCACUUGGGGCAGGAUCUCAUUCCUGACCCGGAGAUGGCACACCAACCUUUUCCGAGCGAGAACCAUGGACCCGGACUUGGAGGUGCUGAUUCUCAUCCCGGCCUCUUCACACUCGGCUGCGAACCGAUCCAGUGAGAGUUGAAGGUCACGGCUCGAUGAAGCCAGCAGGACCACAUCAUCUGCAAAAAGCAGAGACCCAAUCCUGCAGCCACCAAACCGGAACCCCUCGACGCCCUGGCUACGCCUAGAAAUUCUGUCCAUAAAAGUAAUGAACAGAAUUGCUGAGUAAGGGCAGCCGUGGCGAGGUCCAACCCUCACUUGAAACGGGUCUGGCUUAUUGCCGCCAAUGCGAACCAAACUCUGACACCGGUCAUACAGGGAACGAACAGCCUGAAUAAGGUGGUCCGGUACCCCAUGUUCCCGGAGAACUCCCCACAGUUCCUGGAGGAACACGGUCCAAUGCCUACUCAAGUCCACAAAACACAUGUAGACUGGUUGGGCUAACUCCCAUGCAGCCUCAAGCACCCUACCGAGAGUGUAGAGCUGGUCCACAGUUCCACGACCAGGACGAAAACCACACUGCUCCUCCUGAAUCUGAGAUUCAACUAUCUGGUGGAUAGAACCCCUGAAUAGACUUUACCAGGAAGCCUGAGAAGUGUGCUCCCACGAUAGUUGGACUUUAAACCACUGAAUAAAUUAAAAAAAACUUCCCAGUGUAGGUCAAGAUGUACCAAACUAUUAAAUACAGUGCGAUAUCUUCAAAUACUCAAUAUUUCCACUUUUUACCUCUUUUGAAUGUAGUCCUAAUCCUCCCUCAUAAUGUUUCAUGUUUAAUUGUAUGUACAGAAUAUUCCCUGGAGGGCCAAUAAAAAUCGAGCAGCGGGCCGCGAAUGCCCCUCAGGUCCCACUUUGGACACCCCUGGUGUAUCAGUAACAGUCCUGUGAUGAUGAUAGUAAUGAUGGAGGACUGCUUUUAACACCCACGUGUCAAUGGAGGACCGAGACACUGCAGAUUUUCUCUCCAACCCCUUUCUCCAGCAUGUGAUUUCAUUGAUCUCCUUCCCUCAAAAUGAAGGAGGUGUUGAUCAUUAAAAUCACCUGCUUUAGUGAGCGGCUGGAAGGAAAGCCUGCAGUGUCUCAGCCCUCUAUGGGACGAGUUUGACACCCCUGGCUUACCACUUGGUUGGCAUAAGACAAGGAGUGGAAAACACCCCAACACUUGGCCGGGCCGUCUGCUUCCUAAUGCAAAGAUUCAAUAUGUUAAACCAGUUUGUUUUUGUUUAUAUCAAGGGAAAAUUUUCUGCUGGCUUCCGAAUAGAUAAGAGACAAGACAGGUUCUUUGAGGAUAACGAAAGGUGAUUUAGUAAAAACUUGCAUGCAAGGAGACAAAUCAAUUCAACAUGAACAGACGGUCUCAAGAAAGAAAUGCCUAACUCCUACAGGGGUGUUUGCACCCUUAUUUCUUUGCUUGUUUGUCACACUUCAAUGUUUCAGAUCAUCAAACACAUUUAAAUAUUAGUCAAUGACAACACAACUGAACACAAAAUGCAGUUUUUUAAGUGAAACCUUUUAGCAUUAAGGGAGAAAAAAAAUCCAAACCUACAUGGCCCUGUGGGAAUAAGCGAUUGACCCCUAAACCUAAUAACUGGUUGGGCCACGCUUAGCAGCAACAACUGCAGUCAUGCAUUUGUGAUAGCUUGCAGUGAGUCUGUGGAGGAAUUUUGACCCACUCAUCUUUGCAGAAUUGUUGUAAUUCAGCCACAUUGGUGGGUUUUCCAGCAGGGUUUUUUAACAGUAGGAUUCAGGUCAGGAUUUUGACUAGGCCACUCCAAAGUCUUCAUUUUGUUUUUCUUCAGCCAUUCAGAGGUGGACUUGCUGGUGUGUUUUGGAUCAUUGUCCUGCUGCAGAACCCAAGUUGGUCACGAACGAACAGAUGGCCGGACAUUCGCUUUCAGGAUUUUUUGGUAGACAGCAGAAUUCAUGGUUCCAUUCAUCACAGCAGUUUAUCUUCCAGUUCCUGAAGCAGCAAAACAGCUCCAGAACAUCACACUACCACCAUCAUAUUUUAUUGUAGGUAUAUAUUGUUGUUGGUAUUGUUAUGCCAGGCAGGAGGCCUAGAGGAAGACCAAAGAGGAGGUUUAUGGAUGUAGUGAAAGAGGACAUGAAUGUAGUUAGUGUGAGAGAAGAGGAUGCAGAAGAAGGGGUUAGAUGGAGGCAAUUGAUUCGCUGUGGCGACCCCUGAAGGGAAAAGCCGAAAGGAAAAGAAGAUAAUCUUCUUUUUCUGAAAGGCGGUAUUACUUUCACGCCAGAUGUAAUGGGACGCCAUCCAAAAAGUUCAACUUUUGUCUCGUUAGACCACAGAAUGUUUUCCCAAAGGACCUUCUUACAUGACAUCCAACAUGUCUGGUUGCUUCUCCACAGAUUAUUGGAAAACAAAUUAAUCAUGAUCUGCAGUGUUGGUAUGCUUUUAAUUACUUACCUUGUUCAGCCUUUCCCAUUUGUAUUUGCGGUUGCUUUUGCGUUUGCUUUUGCGGAGCAACAAGGCACAGGUGGAAGCUAUUUGCAAAUAGAUGCCAUUCAAAAGCCCAUCGGCUCUACUAGUUUUUUUCCAGUUUUCUGUUCUUUCACCAGGUAGUUUCUUGCUUUUCAAUUAGCUGGUAUCUUCCUGGUGUACCUUGCGCUCCUCUAGUUUUAGUUAGUCACCUGGUUGUUUUGUUUCUUGCUUUAUUCUUUGUAUUUCCUUUCGCCCUUAUUUUGUCCUUGUAGUCUCUUCACUAUGUUUUUGUCAUGGCGCUUUUGUUUAUUCGUCAUCUUCAUUUAAUGGAGACGACACUUUCUGUUGCACUUGGUUUGCCUCAUGCAAAGUAAUUGUAAAAACAUCAUUGCACGUCGACUCAGGCCACUGCUUUGGGAGCCAACCGGCUCACUGAACAUAACUCUCAUGCUUUUAAGCAAAUUGCAAAUACUUUCAUGUAGUCUGCAGUUAUCUCCAUUAUUGUCUGCAUGUGUCAGGUUCAAAUCAAAUCAAAAUGUAUCCUACUUCUAUUGAACAGCCAGGCUUGCAGUCUUUCACAUACGGUAAUGUCUUAUUCUGUACUUUUGAAAAUGAUAAAUGCCCGAUAGAAAUGUGCAACCUUGAAUAUUGAAAGCUUGCCUAAAACUUUAGACUUUAGACUCCAGACAUAUUCAGUGAUUUGAGUAAUGAUGACGCUGUUUGGACAAAUCUUUCCAAGAAAUGCACUGCCUGCAGUAUAAAUCAUCGCUUACCUUAAGCAAGUGCUAUUAUUUUGCAAGAAAGCAUUAAUAAUUGCAUAGCUGGCCCAAGUUGCAAAUGCGUUUUUGCAGCUUCUGUUAUUUUUUGUUUGUGGUGCAUUAGUUCUCUGUGUGAAUAGCGUUUGCUCAUUUCAAGAACGCCGUCACGUAUUUUUACCUGAACACAUUUAUGGCAUUUGUACCCCGCUGGCGUCCCAAAAGUCUGUGCAAUUUCAACAAGCCGUGCAUGUGUAACGCCAACGAAAGGGGCCUUCACCGGCGUUUUAUGACUUCCGUCUAAAACUCCCAUUGCAACUCCCCUCAGUGUGAGUAAGAGAAGAACAUUUUAAAAAGGCAAAAGGAGGGAAAUGAAGGGAAAAUCAAUGAGGGCGGAUUUUCGUUUGAGCGGGCCAGUGUGAAAAACACAGCCGAGCGUUUCACAUGCCGCGGAGCCUGACGCUGACCUCCAUAUGGUGUUGCAGAUCAAUGGACAGGACGGAGGCCACCGGGGUAUUGAUUGAUUAAUCAAAGCUAAUAUUCUUUUGAUCAGCAGGGCCGCCCUAUUAACUGCUGUAGGCAAGUAAAGCAGCGUGUUUUAUUUACUCAUUCGGUGUCCCGUGAUGAUGCCUGCUGCAGCCUUCAAACUAACAUAACGAUCUCGCCAUAGCUGGGACUGACAGAUUAAAACGAGCUGUGAUAGUUUCUGAUAUUAAUGAGGGUUCUGUUCCAUGUAGGUUUGUUUAGCGGCAGGUUUCUAUAACUUGUAAUUUGCCGUGCAUUUGGUUUUGUUUGUGUUCUUAAGAUAACACCGUGGAACCCGUUUAUGGUCUUGCCCCUUGGACUGGCUGACUGACUGAUAAACGAAAUUGAAAAUAGUCAUUGCUUGCACAUUUACUUGUGACUUUGGUUGAAGACAUACAAAGAAUGAGUGAUGAUAAAGGAUUUUCUGCAUCACAAAAAUAUUAAAUAUCAGGGGUGGCCGAUAUUGGCACAAAGCGCUGCGAGUGCUGAGUAAGGCAUCUUUCUUUAUAGGUCUCAAUCGCGCACCGCUUUCAUUAUCGGCAGAAAAACGGAGCGAAGGUGGGCAAAUCAGGUGCUCCGUUCCUGUGGCGUGCUGCACGCUUCCCCUGAGCUCACUUGUAAACGAUCAUGGCGUCGAUCGUGUGGGACUUUGUUACCUUAUAAGUCACCUGAAACGCCAGCAUCGCCACGACGCCACAAAGCUACCAACCCUGGACGACCAGCUCAUCAUCAGCUGUUCCACUGCGGAUGAAGACGCGGGACUCUCACGUCGCAGCCGUCUUCAUCCGAGCAUUUAAAGACUGUGGAACACAUACACGACAAUGGACAGGCGACAGUGUGCAGUGAUGCAACGGGAGAGAAAGACAGGGCGAUUGUGCGGUCUGUUUUUUUCGAGGAGGCCUUUUUGUGAUGCAAAUGUACUGUAUUACUCUUUCGAACGCAUUUGUCGCAAACUCUUUACUUAAGUGGCCCCACCAGCUAACCGAAAUCACCGAAAUCCGACCAGAACUGGGCUCACGGGACAAAGUGGGGGGUAAGUCACCGUCGAUACACCACACUGCUGAUGGGGAUGUCGUACAACUUUGUGUCAAAACAAAAAUCGAUCCCUUUAAGCUGAAUGUGGGAUCAAAAAUGACACUUUGAAUGGGACAUUUUUUAAUGUUUAAUUCUAAAAUAUUUCGAAAUGGUUAUCCUCUGGCGGUUUUUGUUCAAUACAGCCUAAAUGCCUUGAAAAUAAGAAAUGGAAUGGAAAGUCCCCAGACUGUCUUUAGGAUUAAAGGGGAAGUACCGUAUGCGGGUUUGCCAACUACAUCAAAUGUAUUGGCAAGAAGCAUUUUUACAACAGAGACAAAACUCUACCAGGCAAAUAAAUUUCAAGGUGAGAGGUGAGAUAGCUAGACAAGCUCCUACUUUACAAGCGCAACUUGUUUCAUUUUUAAUGAUCUCCUCAAGUACAGAGAUUUCACAUCUUCCUCUUCUUCUUCUUAAGGACCUCCACCUCCUCCCACCCCGGUUUAAAACUUGACGGCGCUCUUGAAAUCACUUCUUAUAAUUUCGAAGGUGAGCGCUGCGCUCCGUCAUUCUCUCCUUUUGAAAUGCCCCUCGUUCCCUCGCCGCCCUUGAGUUUCUUCAAUGUCAGCUCUCACUUCAAAAGCGCUCCGAAUGAGCUCUGAGGACUCCAUUGAGAUUUCCCAUUGCAAACAAUUAUUCUGUCCGUGCUUCUUUGACAGAGAUUCCUCUAGAUUUAUAUUACCAGGCCGUGAGUCAAAUUCCUGUGUCUCAGUGGUGCUUCACAGAGGUUCUGCGAUUGACCCGACCCUUGAGCUGAAUGUAGAUUAUUCUCUAUAGAGACGUCUACAAACUCAUUUAGUCAGGGGGUGAGAUUUGAAGAAUAGAUUUACUGGAAGCCCUUGAGGUCAUACCAUUCGGAAUCUGACUCGAAAAUACACAGCGGAACCCGUUUAAGUCCCCCCUGUUUAUGUGUCGUGGUCCACCAUGUUCUUCUCAGAUGGUUUGUGCUUGCGGUGUAGGUCGAACUCGGAGUGGAUUGUGUUUUUCUUUGUGUUCACACUGAGAACAACACUAGCCCAAGUUCCCAACUACCAAGAACUUGUAAACUUUCUGGUCCAGCCCUCCUCGCCUGUUCCUGUUCUUCCUCUGGAGGUCCUCCAACCCCUCUGGCCUAGGCACCUGGCUUCUUUCAUGGUCUGUGGCUAUAUCAUUCAAAAUAGAUAAGAAACCCUUGCAUUGUCAAGCCUCCUGAACCCCUGCAGUGGAUCUCUGCAAAGAAACAAGCUGCCGACCACAACCGGAGCUUAAAAAGAAGCUUCGCUUGCAACACAGCACACCUCCCUGCGGUACCGCCCACGCUGAGGAGACACACAGAAGCUACAGCCGUGUCCUGGAGGGAAAAUGAUUGAGUAAACAUGGCUGAAUAAAUACAGGCUCCAACUUUUUCUUAUUCACGCUGGCGGACUCAGGUGAAGUUUUGAAGCAGGUAUUGGACAGAUUUUAGUGCCGUUUGGUUUCUGAUUCAGGGAAGCAAAAUUCAUAGUCGUUCAACUGCCUAAUUGUCUAAUUGGCUGAGUUUCAUUCUCAAAAUCCCAUUGCUAUUUUCGACCCCACAUUUAUGUUAACAUAACCCAUAAAAAGAGUUUGGCAGACCUUGAACACACCGUAGUCGUAUGCUGUGUCUUUACACGCAAAGACGAAAAAUAAUUGGAAAUAAUUCCAGACCACGGACACACCGAGCUUGCUGCGUUGCACAGCAAGGUGCGGUGUGAUGAGGUCCCACUCGCACGCCGAUAUCAUUAUCAACCGAUAUAUCCCGACAUGAUCCCAUAUCUCAUUUUUACGCCAAUAUCGACACCCCUACUAAUAAUGUACCUCAUGAAUAAUUCAUUCAUUUUAUUUUUACAAUAUACCAAUGAGAAAUGAGCAGCGGGCCAAAAAUGGCGUCCGCGCCGCACUUUGGACACCCCUGACUUGUAGAUGUUAUUUAUUCGGCUGUUGUUUUUGAAUAAAAGGGCCAUCGUACGCCCGGGGUUUAAGAGGUCAAAGCUCCAAACACACAAUUGCAAUGAGUCGCGUGAGCAUGUGUCAUAUAUUUAAAUCGUGCACAGCUUCAUCUCAGGGCUGAACCGAAUCGAUGCUGAUCAACUUUUCUAACGAAUGAGAGUUGCAGACAGGUGAGGCCGGCGCGGUUUGAUCUUUCAAACAUGUAUUCCAUCUCUUCUCCUGCCACCAGGGAGCAUCCAACCAAGGUCAGCGCUCAAAGGCAAGAGGUGCACCAUGGGAAAUGAGCGCGUGCCAGCCUUCCACUUUUGAGGGAUCAGCGCAUCAUCAGAAGGAUCGGACUGACACUAGUGAAGUCCCAUGGUAUCACCUAUCACAACCUGUUUCUGGCACACAGGAAACCAAAGGCCUGGUCUAAUUGUAUCAUUAAUAUCAUUGUGGUCUGAUGGCUAAUUACUGUCUCUCUCUCUUUGAAUUCUACCUGCCCUAACCUUCAAUCAGCUUUCAUACGAAUGUGGAAGUCCGAAUGAACUUGAAUGAUACUUAUUCAUCCUAUAAAGUCGUCUGGAAAAGUCUCCAAAAAAACGCCCCAUUUACAUAUAAAGUGACACGCAUAUCAACCAAGCUACAGCGACAUUGUCAUUAUUAUUAUUAUUAUUGUUAGCAUUGUUACGCCGAUCGAACUACAUUACUGCCACAGUGACACUUAGUCAUAACACACCGGCUAGCUAGCUAUUAGCCGGCUAGCGACUAGCUCCACCACAGGCUCGCCCGUAGCGCAUCAGCGUCGCGCUCACAACACCUCAGACACGACCAAAAGGUAAGGCUGUAUGCUGCAUUUUUAUUUCUGAGUUUGGAAAAGUUAAGGCGAGGUGUAGGCGUUCGUUUCUACGACGUUGCUGUGUGCAAUCAAUACGCCGAGCAAAGAAGUUCCGGUAUUGCUGAGAAUGGCCGAAAUACACAAAAUACUGUAAGUCUUACAUGUUAUCCUGAAUGUACCUGGUACUACAUUUUCACAGCAUUUAUAUAAAACCAUAAAACCUUGUUGGAGGCUUUUGGAGGACUGAGCUGUCGCUUUUGAUCUGUUUUAGUAUCUUUAAAACGCACAAGAAAAGAGAAAGGCAUAUGUGUUGAUGUCUGACAUGAGGAUUGUGGGCAAAAUUCCGAAAAAGUGCACUUUUCCUUUAAGUCGAUGUCGACAUACAUGGUCGACCGCUCUCUUUGACGUGAAACGUGAGACCCCAAGUGGUCAUUUGUAUGACAAACGGGUCAGUUUAUGUCGACGUGUUGUCGUAUUGCUCAUUAUUAUCACUAAGCGACGUGAAACGGCAAUAGUAACAUAACUACUGUCUAGUUCAGGGGUGUCCAAAGUGCAGCUCGCGGGCCAUUUACAGCCCACUGCUGUUUUUUUGUUGGCCUUCGGCACAUUCUAAAAAUACGAUUAAACUAAAACAAACAAAAAAUGGAAUAAACCAGCAGUCAUUUCACAAGAAUAAAGACAAAAUAUUAAGUACAGUCAUGAUAUUAAAAGUAAAAAUAGAAGGUUGAAAUUUUAAAAGUUUUAAUAUGAGAAAUAUCCAAAACAAAAAAUAAAGUUGCCAUUUUUUGGAAAAAAGUUAUCAUAUUCUGAUAAUAGAAUCCAAAUAUUCUGAGAAUAAAGGAGUAAUAUUACAAGAAAAAAAGCAGAAAUAUUUGUAAUUUUUUUUUAAUAAAAAAGGGCAACAAAAGGAGAAAGAGGUAAUUUUUUUGUCACCAAUAACAAACUGAAUUUAUUGUUCAUAGACUCCACCUUGAGGAGAAGCAGUAGCAUAACAAAUAAAACAAAGAAGACGCUGUCAUCUGUGGGAAUGGAGCAGGGCCAACUAAGGCAAGAAAACGGUCCGAUCUCAAGGCACACGUUCCCAUUUUUAGCGAGCAUGUUUCUACAUUUUUCCUCAUUUAUACCACAUUUUAGAUGAAUAUAAGCUUAGCAAAAUAUGUUUAAUUUAAAAAGUGGACGCAAAGAAAAUUAAAUGCUGUAAUUCCAGACAGAUAUUUAAAAAAUAUUUAACUUAAUACGAUCAUCAAAAUAUUACGUAUAUUACUGUAUAAUUAUUUUAGGGCGGUGGUAUUUUUUACUGUCAUUUAUGCAGUGGUACCUCGGCAUACGAGUGUUCCAACUAACAAGUUUUUUUUGAUGCGUGCUGUGUCUCGGCUGACUUUUUGCUUUGAACUGCGAGCUAAAAUUUGGGUUACGAGCUGCUAGUCAUUGGCAGGCAAAGUUGAGGACAGCUGUUUGGGGGCUUGUGUCACUGUGACUGUUACGUCCCGUAGUGGGUGCGGCUGCUUGUGUGUGUGUGUGUGUUUUUUUACUUCUCCUCUUGAUGACACACCUGGAAGGUGCAUCCCAGGUGGAGGUGAUUAGCAAUCAGGUGGAGCUGCCAUAAAGGAGGCAGACAGCAAGCAGAGGGAGCUCAGCCGUUGGCCAAUGAACUGCUCUGCUGGGGGUAAUUUAUUAUGGGCAGAAGUUAAAAUAGCUGUUGUUUGUUAUUUUAAACUCAUAUUGGUUAUGAGGGCCGCACGGUUAGCAUGUUGGCCACACAGUCACAGUCUGGAGAUCGGGAAGACCUUGGUUCGAUUCUCCCUUGGGCAUUUCUGUGUGGAGUUUGCAUGUUAGGUUAAUUGGCGACUCUACAUUGUCCAGAGGCAUGAAUGUGAAUAUGAAUGGUUGUUUGUCUAUAUGUGCCCUGCGAUUGGCUGGCGACUCGUCCAGGGCGUACCCCGCCUGUCGCCCGAAGUCAGCUAGGCUCCAGCAUGCCCCCGCGACCCUAAUGAGGAGAAGCGGUAUAGAAAAUGGAUGGAUGGAUAAUUAUUUGAUGAGGAAUUCAUGUUUGUUGCGUGUUAGUUCAAAGCACAACAUGAGAAAACCUCAUCAUUUGUGGAAAAGGAAAGAGGAAGUUUAUGCACACGGCCCUGAGAUCCACACCUUAUAAAGGCGGCGGUCAAGAAAUGUCGCUAUUCGUGACAUACUUGACGUAUGCAACGAAAAACUGUCUUAUUUUUUGAUAAACUGUCCAAAGAAAAGCGUCAAACGGAGCACUGAGGACAUAUCAGCCCUGCAUCUAGUAAACCUAAACCCUCGAAUUAUUUAAUUGACAACCUGAUGUUUGUCAUAAUAUGAAUCGAACACAUAACAUCAUCAUGAUCAUAAAACAACAUGAAGUAUUCAAGCGCUGCAUUGUGUUUUUCAUAUAUCUUUUAGUCGUAUUGGUGCUGAUGAGAAAUGACAAAUGGCAUCCAUCAGUGCCAUCAAAUAACAACACUUCCCACAAAUGUUUUAAGUCAGUAACCGUGUGAUGUUUUCACGCAACGGUGGAUAAACCUUCCAUUGCAUGUUCAUUUGUAACAUAUGAUUGAUAUGAUUUACAUACACCACAUGGUGGUGCUGUUGUUAACGUCGGAUUAACUUGGAAUUUGUACAAAUUCAUCACCAUGGAAUUUGGGAACUGGCAAGCACGUGUCUGUAAAAUUUGAGCAAGAAACAUGGCUGCCAUCAACUAAAACAUCUGCAAGGGCACGGGGCAGGACUUGCCAACCAAUUGCCAUUCACAAGUCAGGGACCAUUUGCGUGGUAAUUCUAAAACUUUGAAGGUAACUUCCAAAGCGGGAAGAUAGAACAUAUUAAUGGAGACGUUGCUCACUCUCCUGAAUUAGAUAUUGGUUAAAACUCUAUGAUCACCAAGACGGCUCGUCCCAUUGAAGUGCUCCGAGGUUCCAUUUCAAAGAUGCGUCGUCGCUUCACUCCCCCCUCGGUGGCAUUGUUGUUUUUUUUCAACCCCCUCCCCCCAAUUCCGUUCCUCAGCUAAAAAUGCAAAUUAGCGUAAUUUCAAAUGACAACAAAAGUAAACUUUUUCGGAGUUGUGAGCGCCAAGGUUCCCUGUGGGGGGACAGGGAGCUGAGAAGAACCCUGCUCUAAUUCUGUCAUUGUCAAACUUUGACACGAGCGCUUGUGUUCCGUUGCCUUUGUUGAGCGAUACAACGGGUAACAGGGUCCCAGUUCCUCUGCGUUAAUUUUUUAAAAGAAAGCACAAGACGUGUAUUCCUUGAAGAAAUGUUUGCCACUGCUUAUGCUAAAUAUUAUAACAUCCAGCCAGUGAUGUCUUUUGUUAUUUUUUUUUAGCUUUUAUCUCCUCUUAUCCACGGGAGGCCUUUACCUUUGCCACCGAGCCUCAUAACAUCAUCUCAGAAAUAAUUUAAGUAGUCCUUUUUUAAAAAUACAAAAAACACACUAAGACACGUUGGAAAAAUUCCAAUUCGAGAUCAAAGUGUGCUGCUUCUCUGCUGCGAGGGUGUCUGCUUUCUCUUUGGCGCCACGCUAUGAUCAAGUGUGCCUUUUUGUUAAAAGGCCUGUCCUGGAUUGCUGAGAUUUGCCUGGAACGCUCAUGUCUGCGUAUUUGCCAGCAAGUGUGUGCACAGCAAACGAGGUGCCGAGUGGAAUGACUGAUGUGCUCUAAUGACAGAUACAGUGGAACUGGCUUAAGUCAGCCCGCUUAUGUUGACAACCUGCCUACGUCGACUUCCGUUUGCGAAAAAGUGCCCGCUUAAGUUGACGUCGCCAAUUUGCGCUUUGAAUUUCACGGCUUCACGUUCACGUUUACAAAAAAAAAUAAAUUAUUCAUAAAUCAUGCUGUUUCGUGGUCAAAGACAGCCCAUUAUUAGUCCAAAAUAUGCAUAUUUAAGCACAUUUAGCACAUUUUUGUUGCUUAAAUGAAGUAUUUUCCAGCAUAAAAAAUGAUAAAUGACCUAAAAUUCAACUAAGGCAUUCAGAAGAUGCAUUCAAAGACAGCCUGAAUCAUAUGUAGUAUUCUACACUGGUCAGCAGGUGUCAGUAAUGUUUGGUGAGACCCACAAACGCCAGACUUGAUCGCUGGACCAACAGCCUUUUAUUGCAGGUUGGAAUUAGCUCACAACAGGCACAAUAAUGUUUAACACGAGCUACUGUUGUGGCCGUCACCCACGGCAAACUAAAACUCAACUCUGAACCCCCAACGUCACUUCCUGUCUAACACUGGAACACAUUUACAGCAACACACAAGUAUGAGUCUUAUUUAUGUCUUAAAUGGCUUAUUUUCUGUUACUGUGUCGACUACAGUGGUGUCAAAAAGUGUUUGUCCUCUUCCUUAUCUCUUAUUUUUUGCAUGUUUGUCACACUUAAAUGUUUCAGAUCAUCAAACAAAUGUAAAUAUUAGUCAGUGACAACACAACUGAACGGGAAAAAAAUACAGAUUUUAAAUAAAACCUACAUGGCCCUGUGUGAAAAAGUGAUUGUCCCCUAAAGCUAAUAACUGGUUGGGCCACCCUUAGCAGCAACAACUGCAAUCAAGCGUUUGUGAUAACUUGCAGUGAGUCUCUUACAGCGCUGUGGAGGAAUUUUGGCCCACUCAUCUUUGCAGAAUUGUUGUAAUUCAGCCACACUAGAGGGUUUUCCAGCAUGAAGCUCCUUUUUAAGGUCAUGUCAAAGCAUCUCAAUAGGAUUCAGGUCAGGACUUUGACUAGGCCACUCCAAAGUCUUCAUUUUGUUUUUCUUCAGCCAUUCAAAGGUGGACUUGCUGGUGUGUUUUGGAUCAUUGUCCUGCUGCAGAACCCAAGUUGGUUUCAGCUCGAGGUCACAAACAGAUGGAUUUUUGGUAGACAGCAGAAUUCAUGGUUCCAUUUAUCACAGCAAGGCUUCCAGGUCCUGAAGCAGCAAAACAGCACGAGACCAUCACACUACCACCACCUUAUUUUACUCUUGGUAUGAUGUUCUUUUUCUGUAAUUGUUUCUGUUACUUUUACACACACACCUUCCAAAAAGUUCAACUUUUCUCUGGUCACAUUAAUCAUAUUAAUUGUAUUUAUUGCAAACUCUGACUUGUUACCUGAGGCCAGGUGAGAAAUACACUCUGCUCACACUGCAGGGAUUAUGGAGUUAGCCCAUGAUAGACAUAAAAGUUUCUCAGAUUUACUCGUUUCUUCUUCCCUGCAUAAAUCUAGGGAUAAAUCUGGGCUGGAAACUUCACAGUAGAGAAGUUUUUUUUUUUAAUUUCAUCACCACCCCUGACUGACAAGUAUCAUUACGGAUAAAAUUAUCUUGGUAAUUAUCCUGCCCGGAAAGAUUUAUAUCCCUUUGUGAGGCCUGAAAGGAUAGGCAUGGGAUAUUGAGCGGCGGUUCUAUGCAACUCUGCAGAGGGGGGAGAAAGUGCUUUGUUAAAAUAGCACCAUAAUGAGGCGGUGUUCCCCCUCCCGCUGUGCAAGAUCCUAGCCUGGCUGGAUCACCCAGAGUGCAUUGCUUUUAGUUUGCCAAGCUCAGAUGAGGAAAUGAUCGUGGCAACACCCCAAACUCUCAGUGUGACAUUCCUUCCACAAUUCUCUAACUGCUCAGUUUUUCCCAAGUUUCUUUGAGUUAGCGCCUUUAGCAGUUUUUUCUUGGAGAUGAGAAGUUCUGUAACCAUCAUAACUGCCAAUAACACUUGACGUACUGUAAUUGCGCAGCAUUCUUCAACUCUGUAACUCUACGAUACGGUGACAACCCCACUAUGUCGACCAUCUCAUCAAGUCCUGGUCCACGUGUUUUUCUUGUCACACUAGACUACAAGUCCCUUUUACCGGUAUUGAUGAUUGGGCUAUCAUCAGAGUGAGUGUCAUGCUCACGCUCCUAAUAACAAUAAAUACACCAAAAAAUACAAGGACAAGGACACAAACUAAAGCUACAGAAGCUGUAGUAGCUGUAGUCACAUUUUUUAAGUAUAUGGAUACAAUAAAACCUUAGCUGUUUAAUAAAUGUCAGAAUGGUCUCCAAGAAGACCAUUUCAGCACAUGACAUAGUGCCCGGACGCAUCCCGGUGUGAAGAAAUGUGAUUUGAUGACAUUCAUUCAGUCCUGGCUGGAGGCGGAGCUACUAGACGCACCUGAUACUGAUUGCACACCUAUCUACUUAGGAUGACUGCUGGCAGCUGGCAGACGCCAGAUUAUUCCUCUUGGCGCCACGCUGCACUUGUGCUGUGUCUCCACAACCUGUUUCUAGUUUGCUUCAUUUUAGCAUGUGCGUUCAGUAGCCACCGCCUUCAGCCGUACAUAUCCUUUUUGUUUUUUUUAUACAUUCCAUGGUGCAUCCUUCUCUGCACCAUCGCCUUUGGUUGCUUGUGGACAAAAAUAAAUAGGUAACUCACCUCACCUGCCUCUCGCCUCUACGUCCAGAACAACUCCACAACAUGGCAGUUAACGUUGUUGUUAUUAUUGCUAAGAAACGUAAAACGACAUCAGCAACAUACUAUAUUUCUGAAAAUAAAGACAAAGUGUCAACCUUGCUGCGCUAGUAUCGAUUUGAUACUGAUGCUGUAUUGAUACUACUGAUAUUUGGACCGAUCUGCCCAGCCCUAGUAUCACCCUAUUUUCCCAGCAUUCAGCCCAGACUUUGACUGCAUUUGUGGAAGGAUAAUGCAUCUGUGUUCAAUAUGAUCCAUACCGUCCGGUGGUCGAGUAGUUAAUUGGCAACAUUGUCUUAACUUGAGUGUAAUCCAUUCAUGUCCAGACCUUGUGGUUUUUACAACUGUUCUGACAGCCUUUAACAGCCAGUGACGAGGCUUUUAUAUGCUGCCAGAUGUGCUAACUAGUUUGAUCAGCCACCUCAACAAUGGCUUACUAAAAAGGUGGACAUAAUGAGGGUUCUGGGCCACAUUCAGUAGCGAGUCUAAAAGACAAAGCCUAAAGGCCCAGCACCUAAUGAGCAGCUGUGUGACUCUCAUUAAGAGUGGAGUGCAACUGCUGAUCCUUAAUGAGCUUCUUCAUUAAGAUACAUUUGGAGGGGAAAGUUGUGUAGGUUUACUACCGCGAGCACUGGGGCAGCCUACCACCAACAGGGAAAACCAUUAUGAAUACACUCACUCACCGCAUGUGUGUUAUAUCACACGUCGUCUGGAACGACACUACUGCCAAUUAUGAAUGACAGAAAUAUUUGAAAAUGCUGCAUUUGAAAGUUUAUUACAAUCUAAAAAUGGCAUAUUAUGAUGAGUUUCUUGAGUAGCUGUUGCAAACACACACAAAGUGUCACCCGAUGUCCAUUAGGGGUGGGCGAUACUGCAGCUUGUGGUAUUCGGUAAUGUACUCAUUUAAUUUCUACUACAUUGCACUCUUCUGCACUCUGAGUGUAUGCUAGCAGCCCCGCCUCCACCCACUGAGACAAAGAAACUGUAUGACUGACAAAAGAGCCCACUCCAUUCAUGCCGUUGUUCAGUGGAACAAACGAGGCAAGGUGCUGAAAGCAACGGAGAGAGUCAACCCUCUUCCUGCCUGUUUGGAGGCAGACAAGGAAAACAGACACGCGUAUGCACAUGGCGAUAUAUUGAGGCCGGCAAAAUGAUCAACUUCAUUUUCAUUUAUUCUGUGAUUAAUUCAUUCAUUAUUGUCCCAGCUCUAGUGAGCAAAAGACAGCUUUUUUUCUUUCUGUAUGAGAAAUCUUGUCUCGUUUUAAUCUUGCGGGAUCUUGCCCUAUUUGGUAUUGAUUCGAUACCAAGUAAAUAUAGGGUCAAAUAUAGGCCAAUAUCAAUACUUUUUAAAUUUCUAGAUCGUUGAAUGAUUUUUUUUGCCUUUUGCUAGUUGCCUUUAACCCAUUGACUGCCAGCCAUGUUCAGAGCAGAGAGCUCCAUCCUGAGUUUUUGGGCAUUUUUGCUGAACUUUCAAAACCCACAGAAUAUUGAGUUUUAGGCCUACAUAAACAUUGAAACUAUCUAAAAAAAGUUUACACUCUCUUCUUUCAUCAAGAAAAAAAAAGUCACCUGACUCUGAACGCCACAUGGCUCGGCAACGCUAACCACUAGCUUGUUGCUUCGGCUGCCAUUGUCAACUGCAUUUGUGUCUACGUCACCUACAUCACCCGUGUCACCUAUCUUUCGCGAUCGUGUCACUAUUAAAGGCAGAUCCACCCCCAGACAGGCUCUGUGACAGUGUUAGCUGUUUUGUCUCCGCUCGAUUGCUGCGUGUGCUUCGCCAUUUUCCUCUCUCAACCCACAAUCCGUCUUCUUCAUAGACAAUCAAAAAAGCAAAAGACGUCAAUAGACGUCUUUAGCAGUGAAAAAGUUAAUUUGUUGAUUGUGAUUAUAAUCGCAAUAAAACACAAGACAAACACUUUAGGCAAACGAAAUAGAACAUUAACACAUUUGUGAGUAAUUUAACAAUACAGUGGUACCUUGGUUAGCAUGCGCCCUUGGUUAGCGUGUUUUUUGAUUUACGUCUGAAAUGUAUGCAAACAUUUUGCCUCUGUUCACAUACAUUUCCCGGUUAGAUGCAGAGGCAGAUGGAAUAACAAAACGUCAAUUUAUUCCAUUCCAAAAAGUCGAACAGAAGACGAUUGUGGCAAAAGUGCACACCAUGAGGGAGAGCCACUCGAAUAGGGACAGAGGAACUGGAGGCUGGAAACCACCAUGCCUUAAAUCCAAAGUCCAACAAAAAGAUAGCACAAGGAGUGUACCAAAACCUAACAAGGAGGAAUUCACCAGCGUCUCCCAACUGAAGUGGAUCAGUGCGAUCAGUUGCCGGUGUGCAGAUAGGAAGGGUCUGGAAAAACCAAAAAGAUAAAACCAGGAAGAGAGCAGGGGCCAAAACAAUAAGUGCAGCGGUCAAACGCAGUGUGGCGCAUAGCAAAUACACCGUGUGAGACCAACUGUGUUUAUAACGAAUCGUUAUUUCAAUAUGUUAGCAUGCUCUCAAAAUGGAAACCGGAACAGGAAGUCAUUGUCCCCCAGCGCUGCCAUCAUAGCUAAUUAAUUACGCCACAAGUCUCUGCUUUUGUUAUUGAUGACUGCUGCUUUUAUAACUAUUUAUAUGCGUCCCAAAUUGUGUGAAACUAUAAUUGUUUUAAAAUCAAACGAUUAAUUGGAUUUGCUUUAUUUUUGGAAUGCAACAACGCAACAACAAAAACACACAUUUGUGAAAAUGAACAGAAAAAAACUAAAAAAAUAUAUAUAGCUGUCAUCACACAAAUAUGAAUCUGAAACUGAUACUACGCGUCUUAUCGAUACUAUCAAUACUUUCCGAUCUUUCCACCCCUAAAAUUGCUAAUUAUCAAUUACGCAUGCAAUGUAGUUGAUGCAUAUAAUCUAAUCUAAUGGUGUCAAGGAUUCCCAAAAUAUAUGCGGAAUGCAAACAAGAAAUGCAUGCCAAGCCUGUACUACAUGAGGAGUGAGAGGCCUGGCAAGUUCCGAGAGAGUUCCGAUAUUGCGCAAGAAAACAGGAUCAACUCGGGGCCCCGGGGCCUUAUUUAGUAGACUUUUUGGCAUUGCAAAAUAACACAAUUAAAAGGCAAACAUAUACCAGUAUUUUGUAUGUAUUUGUAUGUGUUUACUGUCAGAUUAAAAAAAAAAAGUUUCUUUAUCUACAAACGGAACAAUCACUCAUAAAAGUCUUAGCGCAGGGUAACGGGCUCGGAUUGAUUGUACAAAGUACAUUACACGGUUUGAUUGCCUCAUAUAUUUGCCCUAUAAGCUUAAUGGUGAUUAUCAGAUUUUAGAAAGUCAAGUCGGGCAAUAAUGGCAAAGAGCGACUGAUUGUAUGAAUGGUGUCCUUCAAAAGACUCGUCUCAUAUUCCUGUUUGGCAUUGGAGAGUAUUUAGUAAAUCAUUUAGGAACCUCUUCACUCAGUGGUUCGCAAGGUACCACAGUUUGAGAACCAAUGCUUUCCUGUCUAUGCAUUGUGUAUUGUUGAUUUUAUGGUCAUUAAUGUCUAUUGGUUUAUGUUUGAGUUAGAAAGCUCAAACCAAAAAAGGCAGCUGGGACGGAGCAACAAGGCAAGGCAGGAACACGCAGCCAAGUCUUUAUGACUUACAUUAACUUAACCUCGAGUUCCCGAAAGCACAGAUUUUUUUUUACAGCAUCAAAGAGCAAAUGGGAAUAAAGAAGGGAAUAAACUACCAUGUCAAAAUCCUCUUGAUCUUUAAGAGCGAUUCUUAUUUCUGUUUCAAAGAAGAAAUUCAACAUGACUGACUGUAUGUAUCAGACAAUUCACAACGUUCCACUUGUUCAAAUAUCAACCAAUGACUCGUAUUGUAGCUUUAUCCACUACUGAGCUGUCGGCCCAUCCAGUUAAAUAUGAUUUCUCUAUUUUGACGUUGCCAGCCUAUCAUUAGGACAGUCUUAUCUGAGCAUUUCUUCCUGUUUGGCUGCUAAUCUGAUGUCUUAUUUUCUUGCCGCCCUUGGGCCACAAGUGUGUGAACGGGGUCAAAUGAAACCCAAUUGGACAAGUUAAUCACACAAUAUUUACGGUUUAACCCACAGGUUGCAGGGAAAACUCUCCCACUUAUCAAUUCGAUCAGUGAGGGUCACCUUCCAAAUCCUGGUGAUAUGUUGCUAAAUUUAUUGCCCCCCCCAACACACCCCACCCCAACAUCAACACCCUUGUACCUAUGCAGUUGCAAAAUUCUGCUUUCAUUGAUUGGCGGCUGCAUGUGACAGCUGUGAAAGUAAUGUGGACACCGGUUGUGAUCAAUAAAAAAAAUGUAUGUGCCUAGAACCUAGGAGGCAUUCUGUAAUUAAAUCAAUAGCUUUGCUUGGCUUCUGGCAUUAAGAUCAUUGGCCCGGCUGUUAUUUAGUCAUUGUUGUCCUACACCGGCGGCAUAACCUGGCGACCGUAAGAAAUCAAUGGGAACGCAGCACAGCUAGCAUCCCAAUUACUGGCAGGGCUGGCAAGGAAUCAAUGCAGCUUUUAGCCAUUACCACUCCUUGUGGGAAAUCACAGGACGUUAGUUUUCUUGGGGAAUCUGCUACACAAAGCCUUGGCAGCUGAAAUUUAAAAUCCAUGGGAGCCGUUUGAAGCUAAACAAAAGGAAAUACAGUGAGAAUAUUUUCCUGCCAACUCGUGUUGUGCUGGUGACUCAUUGGUCAGUGGAAGAAACAGGAACACACGCUCAUAUAUUAAAACUUUAUACAGUACAUUGUCUUAUCAUUACAGUGGAUUUAUGCUGACAACCCGUCUAUGUGACCACUCAUUCAGUGCUGGUCCACUGUUUUCUUCUUAUGACUAAAAAGUACCUGGUCAAUAUAGUCCAUAAGAAUAUGCCUGUGAAUAUCCCGGUCAUUGGAUCGAUCACAACUAGACUGUUCGGGUUGUAUCAGUUCAUGCUCUAUUGUAGCCUAACAACCGUCGUCUGACACCACAAAAGAGCGAAACCAUUCCUGUCUGGGCAUGCCAGUUGCUCUGGUUCAACACUCAGUAGGUGAGUUUGAUGAUAAUAGGAGGAUAAUUUCUUCCGUAGACCACCCUUCUGCCUGGGCCAAUAGAUCGAAUUGGGCAUGAAACGCCUCCCAGUACCGUCAUAAUGUACCUGGUAGACUAAUUGUGGGUGGAAUUCCCCCACAUAACACAACCUAAGCUUUCACUUUAUGCCGCGGUCUUCUCCAGGAGAUAUCUGGCUGUGUCGGAUGGACAGUGCCUUAAGUCCACACUCCAUGUUCUUCCCCUCCAGCUCAAGCUUGACCAAGUCGCCCAUAAACAUGGCACACAACUCGUGGUGGCGUAGUAAGAGAGUAGCAAGGACACGAGGUGCUUUCAGGAACAUUGGGUCACCGUCUCCGCGAAUCAUUUAUCCCUUUCAUUCGUCAUUUUUAUGUAUUUUCGAUUGUUUUCUCUAAAAUUCUAAUUGAAAACUAUAAAAAUGUAUUUUGUGUAGGCAUUUUUGGGUGUUCGUAUCAGAUUAAUUAUAUUUUUUAUAGGAAAAACUGAGUAUGUUUUGGUUUGAGCCGGACCUUGUGUAUUAACGAUGCUAACCAAGGUUCCACUGUAUUUAGGCACAGUAAUCCCUCAUUUAUCACGGUUAAUUCGUACCAGACCCGACUGUGAAUUUCCGCAAAGUAGGAUUCCUUCUUUAUAAACCAAAUAUUUUUGUAGUAGAGCAUAGAAAACCUGUUUACGACCUUCUGCAUGCAGUUUUUAACAUUAUUAGAGCCCUCUAGAUGUGAAAUACGGUCAGAAUCACCCUUACACUCGUAUCAUCCGAUAUAGUAGACAUAAUCAGAGAAAAUGAGCCACUUAAGACAUAAAGAAGACUCAUGCUCGUGUCUGUUGCAAUAAAUGUCUUCGGACGUGUAGACAGGAAAGUAUAUUUUUAUUGUGCCUGCUGCGAGAUAAUUCAAACCUGCAAAAAAAAGGUUGUUCUGGCCAUCAAGUCUGGUGCUUGUGUUACUAGUGACACCUAGUGACCAGUGUAGAAUGCCACAUUUAAUCAACGUCUGGUAAUGCUUAUAAUAUAUGUGUAUUUUAGUUCAUUUAGCAAUUUUUAUGCUUGGAAAUGCCUAAUUUAGGACAAAAAUAAAUAACAUUAGCUUUAACGUGCAUAUUUUUUAUUUUUAUUUUUUUACUGAUAACAGGCCGCAGUCAACCAGAAAACGACGAUCAUGUUCAAACCGCAAAGUGGCGAGAGUCGACUGCAAUGCUAGCAGGAGUGAUGAGCACUCAAAAUGGGCGACAUAACAGGCGAUUUGUUUCAUGCGCAGACACAGCGGUGAGCAGACACUCGUGUUCAAAGCAAAGAGCAGAGGGAAAACGUCAGGCGAUGAAUUAACCAACAUUGAUGGCUUGUGCGUCACCUGUUAUUAGUCUCAUGCUUCCACAUGUAUCAGCGUGUCAAAACCAUGGAAACAUGCCUUAGGCCAUGUAAAUAAACUACCAGCAUUCUGUUUGUGUUUGGCAGUUGAUGCUCUUUUACGACGUCCUAGAACAGUCAGCACCUCCUCUCCCGACAAGGCUUGCUAGUAUAUGACAGCGCGACGAGGCUGGCAGGUGUUUUGCAAAGCGCCUCAUGUUGGCAAGGCAAGGCUCUUUGUUCCAGCGCAGGGUGUUUCAAGCACCUGGCACCCAAACAUGGCGACACGACACGCACUUGAUUAAAAGAGAAAUGACAGGAGUUUGAGACAAAAGUGAUUCUGACUCAGGUCUAGCCGCCGUCUGGAGAGUGUUUGCUGACUUGAGGUUUGAUGGAAAGAUGAAGAGGGGAGCGCUAAAUGCAGCAGUCGAAUCCACCGAGGAGAAAAUGGCACUCUUUGUUUUUAUAAGGAGAAUCGGAUUUUCUGACACUUUGCAAGCUUGUUUUGUCUCAAACUGCCACAACCUCUACACUGCGUAAGAAUAAUAAGAAUAGAAUUAAUGUGUACAUUUUAUAUAAUAAUACUAGAUGAUAUUACUGCACAAAAACGAAGACCUCGAUUCACCCUCACAUGCAAUCUAAUUGUACUUAACGAGCUGCAUCACAAACAAACAUCCUCUUCACAAUUCCUCCUUAUAUUCUCCCUAACUACCCUCAUCGGCCAGGACGAGUUGGGUCCACUGCCCUGGUUCUACCCCAGUGAGCCUCACCGGUGGCAUCUUUCAUUCAUCAGCUUGCAUGAGGAGCAUGAAUUACCGUAAUUUCCGGUGUAUAAGAUACAUCGGUGUUUAAGCCGCAUCCACUAAAUUUAGAGAGGAAAACUGAUUUGUACAUACAGUAUAUAAGCCACUCUGGACUAUAAGCCGCAUAUGUCCACGUCAUAAAGUGUCAUGUUGUGGCGCGCACAAGCCCAUGAGGACCAUGUAGCUGUUUAUUUGACAGGAGCCAAUCACGAGCUGUGAAAAAACUCAUGACAAGCUUGUAGCCCAAUGCAAAUCGCAGGAGGUCAUUACUCAAUAUAACAGUCUGACUCUUGGUGUCGUCUUACAAAGAACACUAAAAUCAUCACACAGGAACUUAACACUCAAAAGCUAGGUAAAAAAAAUAUCAAAGCAAGUACCAAUUCGAGUUUAGAAUAAAAAAAAACAGCUAUUUUAAGGUCAUCCAUCCAUAAUGCAUUUUGUCCCAGCAAAGCAUUUCAUUGGUUACUGCUUCCGUGGCGCUGCAAUGAUGUCAGCCUCCCUCUGGGCUCCUCUGGCUCCCUCUGGUGGACAGAGGCAGCAUACCUCUGUAUAUACAGUACACCGGAAAUUAGGAUAAAUGCGUUUUCUUUAAAUUUGUCUUUAUUACGUGCAUGAUAAAUGUACUGUCAAGUGAGAAACUGCCGUGUUUUUGACUUGAUGAAUUAUUUGCAGUCUUUCUAUUCGGGCUUUUGAUUUUUUUUAAUGUCGCUUAAAGAGCUGCAUUUACAAACAAACGCUGCCAUUUUUCUCAAGGUCUCACUCGGCACUGUCGUUAGCAUGAUGACCGACACGUCCUCUCUGAUCAUUUUGUAUUUUUUCAGCUAAUAGGCUAACCUAGCUUGAUGUUACUGUGAAAUGUGACUGUUUGCAUCUUCUCCCACUAUGGUUGCCUUAACCAUCCCUUGAAAAACGGAAUCGUCUUUCAUUUAGAAACAAAAGUAUGCGUCCCUUAUUGAGUUUGUAAAAUGCCAGUGGAAUUAAUGAAUGGCAGGGUACUUUAUGUAAAAUUUUAGGGCAAACUGAUUCCCAGCCCUUUCCUGCUCUGUCAUCAGGGGCGGCAUGAUGAAAUAUUUAUAUUUGAACUGUAUUAUAGUAUUAUAACUGUAUUAUUUGUUAUAUGAUUCCAAGAGUUUUGACCAUUUUCGUAAGUAAAAAUCGCUGAAUUUCCUGAUCAAAUACAAGGCAUAAACUUAAGAUGAGGCUGUCGCGAGCGUCUCUUCUCGGCUUAGUGCGCAAGCCCAGCCUACCGUCUGAUUGAGUUGGAUCAUGGCGCCUGCCAGUUGUCUUUAAUGUGUGACGUCAUUACAUUGUUAAGCAGACAAUAUAAUACAUAGAAAUGUUCUACACGGCGUAGCUGCAGUAACCUCCUCAUCCUGAAGGGGUGAGUGGGCGUGCGUGAGCUGGAAGGUGCUUGUCACUGCCGUGCUUCCAUCGAGAGGACAAGCUCGUGUUUUUCUUUUUUUUGACAGCAGCACCAGCUGGAGAGCAGCAAGUCAAAUGCAUUAAAGAUGUUUUUAUGUGCUGCUGAGUGGAUGGAUUGGAUUGGCAAACGGAGGAUUAUGUAUCCCCAAACUCACCAGAACACAGAAUCAGAACUUUCCCUGAAGAAGGAUGGUGUCCAUGUACUUCAUAUGCAAAUAAAACGUGAUAAAUGGGACACUUGAAAGGAGUCAGCGCCUCACCAGCCAUGAUGAGUAAAAAUCGUGACGACCCUCAAAUGGAAAAAAGCCAACACACAGUUGUUGUAUUCUGAUAAUUCUGUUAUUUUGCACUAAAAAGGCAAACAAAAAAGGCGAUUGACAAGACAGUUGGGUCGGAGGACCCCGCCCACAAGGUGUCUGUUUACUUUUCAGGGAGUUGCCAACUCUAACCUCACUCUUUAAUGUUACGUUGUUGUAUGUGACAAGUGGAGAGCUUCUAUGCAAAAAAAUGACAAUAAUAGAACUUACUACUCUUCCUUGUUUGGCAUUGAAG
Messenger RNA from Dunckerocampus dactyliophorus (ringed pipefish), 29807 nucleotides. It is a transcript of the gene dera, whose product is annotated as deoxyribose-phosphate aldolase (putative). The transcript is spliced from 9 exons. NCBI's taxonomy places the organism in Eukaryota, Metazoa, Chordata, Actinopteri, Syngnathiformes, Syngnathidae. The record is from RefSeq and is a predicted model, not a curated record. Gene Ontology annotation, cellular component: cytoplasm. Gene Ontology annotation, biological process: carbohydrate catabolic process; deoxyribonucleotide catabolic process. Gene Ontology annotation, molecular function: deoxyribose-phosphate aldolase activity. Bases 105 to 1061 code for a protein of 318 amino acids.